Xylona heveae TC161 is the source of this 2278-nucleotide messenger RNA. RefSeq names its product putative P450 monooxygenase. Bases 312 to 1883 code for a protein of 523 amino acids. NCBI's taxonomy places the organism in Eukaryota, Fungi, Ascomycota, Xylonomycetes, Xylonales, Xylonaceae. The transcript has 3 exons. The record is from RefSeq and is a predicted model, not a curated record. Gene Ontology annotation, molecular function: iron ion binding; oxidoreductase activity, acting on paired donors, with incorporation or reduction of molecular oxygen; heme binding.
UUUUCUUCGGGUUUUCUCCGGGAGAGGCUGCUAAAUACCAUGUCCAUUGGUCUGAAGUCCAAAAAAAAGGCUUCAAUGCAGCUAUACGCAAUUGAGAACUGAAUGGCCCACGAGGAUAAAGAAGGGACUAGGUCCUCGGGCAGCUGGCGGAGCUAAACAUUGACGACAUAACAAUAUUUACGUCAAUACCUCUAGUUUAUCAUACCCUCUCCGAAGCAGUCGACGUUUUCAACAAAAUAAACUGCUAUCAGAACAAAGCAAAACAGAAGGGGAGAAAGAGGAGCAAAAUCAUAAUUGCGAGCUUCAGCGUCAUGAUCUUGUCGUUCCUCUUUACGCCUUAUGCUCUCGUCCUUGUCCUAGUGUUAUACUACCUCUUGCCCUACCUACAACGACAAGGACUCCGCGACAUUCCAGGUCCGGUCGCAGCAGCUUUUACGAAUUUCUGGCUCCUGCUUCAAUGCCGCCGUGGGAAGCGCUACCUCGCCGUGGACAAGGCGCAUAAGAAAUAUGGCCCGCUUGUGCGCAUCCAACCACACCACGUCUCCGUUGCGGAUGUGGAUGCCAUCAAUAUCAUAUAUGGGCACGGCAAUGGCUUUCUAAAAAGCGAAUACUACGACGCCUUUGUCUCGAUCCACCGCGGGCUGUUCAACACCCGGGACCGCGCCGAACACACCCGCAAGCGCAAGACUGUCUCCGGGACAUUUAGUGCCAAAGUGAUAGGUCAAUUCGAGCAAUACAUGCAUCACAACCUCAAGGAGCUUCUUGUACAAUGGGACCGCAUUUGUGCCACCGCAUCAACGACAACGACGACCACGGCGACAGGCUCGCAAGGGAAAUACGCGCCCAUCGACGCACUCAACUGGUUCAAUUAUCUUGCAUUCGACAUUAUCGGGGACCUUGCGUUUGGCGCGCCAUUCGGAAUGCUUUCCAAAGGCGCAGAUAUCGCUGAAGUACGCAUGACUCCCGACGCAGAACCCACAUAUGCGCCAGCCAUUCAGGUGCUCAACCGCCGAGGAGAAGUCUCAGCAACACUAGGCUGCCUGCCCGCGCUGAAGAAAUGGGCGCCGUACUCUCCGGACCCGUUCUUCCGCCACGGUCUUGCGGCCGUGAAGCAAUUGGCUGGGAUCGCGGUAGCAAGGGUCAAUGCGCGCCUCCAGGCUGGGCAAAAGUCCGAUCGAGUCGAUUUGCUCGCGCGGCUCAUGGAGGGUCGUGAUUCGAAUGGGAAUCCAAUGGGCAGAGAGGAACUAACGGCCGAGGCGCUCACCCAGAUGAUUGCGGGGAGCGAUACGACGAGUAAUACGUCUUGUGCGCUGUUGUUUUGGUGUUUGAAAACGCCUGGUGUGGUUGAGAAAUUGCAAACCGAAUCGGACGAAGCGAUUGCCAGUGGUGUUAGGAUUCCGGAGUUUAGUACUGUCAAGGAUUUGCCGUACCUCAAAGCAGUAAUCAACGAAACCCUUCGUAUCCACUCAACCUCCAGUCUCGGCCUACCUCGAGUCGUCCCGCCAGGCAGUCCCGGGGUAACUAUCCUCGGCAAACACUUUCCCGCCGGCACCGUCCUGUCCGUGCCAGCAUACACCAUCCAUCACUCCAAGGAGAUCUGGGGUCCUGACGCCGAUGAAUUUCGGCCUGACCGGUGGCUUGGAAGUGGUGGAGCUGGCGGUGGAAGCAUAUCGGACAUUCAAAAAGCCGCCUUCGUCCCAUUCAGUCACGGCCCGCGAGCCUGCGUCGGCCGCAACGUCGCAGAAAUGGAACUCGCCCUCAUCGUGGCAACUGUUUUUCGCAACUAUGAAUUUGAAUUGUAUCAGACUGAAAUGCAUACCAGGGAGGGAUUCUUGCGAAAGCCGCUUGGUUUGAAUGUUGGUAUUAGGAGAAGGUCGUCUUAGUUUAUCGUUGAGGCUUCUUUUCUUCUCUUUUUCUGGGUUAAAAAAGUUUGCUUAUCCUUUCGUCAGUGUAUAAUGCUGUAUAUGUACAUACACCUUUCCACUCAAAGCAUGAUGCAGCCUUACUGUUAUACAGCAUAUAUGGCAAACGGACAUCUCCUUUCUGAUCUAUAAUUUUGCUUUUCUACAUAACGUGAUAGCAUUUUCUGUUAUGUCUUUGCUUACGACUUCGCGAUACAUUGCUAAACUCGCCCGACACGCUGCUGGACUUACAAUGAGCAAAAAGCUUUGCAACUCCUAACCUCGAAGCAAGCUUUUUUUAAAGCUUGUCGCUUCCGAAAUCGCAGGACGGGACAGGACGAUGUUAAGCUCACGCUUUUGCACUCCACUCGCUACUU